Molecule: messenger RNA, 968 nt
Organism: Antechinus flavipes (yellow-footed antechinus)
Lineage: Eukaryota; Metazoa; Chordata; Mammalia; Dasyuromorphia; Dasyuridae
Gene: OSTC
Product: oligosaccharyltransferase complex non-catalytic subunit
Exons: 4
Coding region: 94-543 (149 amino acids)
Cellular component (GO): oligosaccharyltransferase complex
Source: RefSeq, a predicted model, not a curated record
CUAUGUAGUCUUCUUUUUCUGGUGCCGCGGCGCCUGAAGCGCCAGCAUCUCCGUGAUAGAAUCUUGGGGCUGUGGAACGUCGCCGCAGCCAGCAUGGAGACCUUGUACCGAGUGCCCUUCGUGGUCCUAGAAUGUCCCAAUCUGAAGCUGAAGAAGCCGCCCUGGGCCCACAUGCCAUCAGCAAUGACGGUGUACGCUUUGGUGGUGGUGUCUUAUUUUCUCAUCACUGGAGGAAUAAUUUAUGAUGUCAUUGUGGAACCUCCCAGUGUUGGAUCUAUGACAGAUGAACAUGGACAUCAGAGACCAGUUGCCUUCUUGGCAUAUAGAGUAAAUGGACAAUAUAUUAUGGAAGGACUUGCAUCCAGUUUCCUGUUUACAAUGGGAGGUUUAGGUUUCAUAAUCCUAGACCGAUCCAAUGCACCAAAUAUUCCCAAGCUCAAUAGGUUUCUCCUUCUAUUCAUUGGUUUCGUCAGUGUCCUCUUGAGUUUCUUCAUGGCGAGAGUGUUCAUGCGAAUGAAGCUGCCGGGCUAUCUACUGGGUUAGACUUCCUUUUGUGAAGACUCGAUAAUAACUGGAUUUGCUCCUUUUAAAGACAUUUCAAAGGCCAUUCGGCUCUCCAGAAAAUAAUUUGGAACGUGGAUUGUCUGUGACUCAGAAUGACAUAAGGAAAGGUCUGAUGAAAAAUUUAAAAAAAAUUUGUUCAUGUUUUGGAAAAGAAUUAAUAAAGUAUUUCAUUAUUUCCUAAAAGCCCAAUUAUAAAUUUCACAAACAGCACUUCUGGUGAACAUGUACACAAGUAAAUUCAGGGAGCUGGAGCCUCCAGGCUGAUAACUCUAUCCAGUGGAUCAGCUUUGCCUUGACCCUUUGUAUUUUAAGUGUAGCUUUCAGAGUCUAAUUUUAUGUGUCUUUGUCCCUAAAUUACAAUAAAAUGUAUGGAAGGAGCCACAAUAAAUCAUUUUUCUAUUGAA